This is a messenger RNA of Melampsora larici-populina 98AG31, 573 nucleotides long. RefSeq lists its product as uncharacterized. The record is from RefSeq and is a predicted model, not a curated record. Lineage: Eukaryota; Fungi; Basidiomycota; Pucciniomycetes; Pucciniales; Melampsoraceae. The transcript has 2 exons. The coding region runs from base 1 to 573 and encodes 190 amino acids.
AUGGGUUCGUAUGGUCCUCAUUCGCGUUCCAAGAAUCACCUCGACGCGGUUGUACGUUUCCUGGCUCGAAAAGCGGCUGAACAGGUGGUCAUUCCUGCCCUCGAUGACAACCACCCGCCCUCCACCAAUCGCUCGCCGUCACCUCCUCAACAAGAUGACAUCUUUGGCCAUGAUGCCCCUGGUUCCGACACACCCGAACCCCCUCCCUCUCCUCUGUCCUGCCUCCGUGCCUUUGCGCUGGCCCAAGAAAAGCAACCUGGCGACUCAGAAGACUCUGACGACGACCUCGACAUCCACAAGCUCGCUGAGGCUAUUCAUGCCAUGGAGGACGACAUGUUUGGUCCAAACGAUGAGGCCAUGGAUGAGGCCAGUCUAGAAGAAGAUUUGCAAACCGGUCAGGUAUUGGAUUCCUCUGAGUGGCACCCUUUCAAAAAGAAAGAACAUCCUAUCCCGGUCCCAAUACCACCGUAUACGCUCGAUUUUGCUUAUAUGCCAUGUCCGGCUCCCAGAGUGGGGGGCGCUGCGUGCUCUAAGCAAGCGCCUCAAGAAGAAUCUUGGUCUUCAAGUGUCUGA